Candidula unifasciata is the source of this 820-nucleotide messenger RNA. Lineage: Eukaryota; Metazoa; Mollusca; Gastropoda; Stylommatophora; Geomitridae. The record is from the annotation of a GenBank genome assembly.
AUGUCAACUGCUAACGAAAAGGAGGAUGAAGCAACAAAACCACAGGACCACUGGUACCUGGUGGACACACAUGGCCAGAAGUUUAGGCUUCCUAAGACUAUGCUUUUUCUGGGUCGGGAGGAAUGUGAUGUCAUUGUUGCAUCACAGACAGUGGACAAGAGACAUGCUGUACUAACAUUUGACCUGUAUUUAAAUCAGUUCAAGGUGAAAGAUCUCAGCACUACUCAUGGGACAUUUGUGAAUAAUUCCCGUAUACCUGAAGAAGAAUAUGUCACUCUGAAUCACAUGGACUCUGUACGACUUGGACAAGAUAUCCUUGACCAGUUACACCUGCACAGAGAACAGCUCCCAGAUUCUCACUACAUUCCAUCCUGGGCCAGCCAGAAACUGGCCCCCAUCAGGACACACAUGCAUGCUACAAGUCUGGCACAGUGUCAGGGUUGCAUGGAAUACCAGACCAUUGAGCAUACUUGCUGUCUGAAGCUGGAACACAAGGCAGACAAAAGUGGAAUUCAGAUGGCGUGCAUUGCGUAUCGGGAACAAAACGUUCAGCAGCAUGCUCCCACAAAGGAAGAUCCUGUCAGGAUAUUACCAGAUCACCAUGGUGGUUCUACAAAUAUUGCCAUGCAGACUGAUUCACAUGUCACUCCAGAGAUCUGUGAAAAACCUGGCAAGUUGGCCAGUGAAGCUCACCCAGCCGGUUCUGUACAGAGCAUGUUUAUGGUGACUUUUGAUGAUUCAGUGUGUAACACACACAGUUGUACUAGCAAAACACUCCAAGACAAGUCAACAGGCACUAGCAGAAACUCACAUUCUUCUG